This is a messenger RNA of Teleopsis dalmanni, 2541 nucleotides long. Its product is annotated as glycine--tRNA ligase-like. NCBI's taxonomy places the organism in Eukaryota, Metazoa, Arthropoda, Insecta, Diptera, Diopsidae. Bases 84 to 2387 code for a protein of 767 amino acids. The transcript has 2 exons. Gene Ontology annotation, biological process: mitochondrial glycyl-tRNA aminoacylation. Gene Ontology annotation, molecular function: ATP binding; glycine-tRNA ligase activity. The record is from RefSeq and is a predicted model, not a curated record. Gene Ontology annotation, cellular component: mitochondrion; cytoplasm.
UUUCAUCAGCCGCAUUCGCUGACGAAACUGCAACGUCGACUUUUACUCGUGGUUCUGUUGGUUAAUUGUAAAAAAGAUUAUUUAUGUCAUUUCAGGUGAUUAAAGCGCUUUUAAAAUUACGCGCUACAACUUUAACGGCUAGAAAAUUCAAACAAAAUUGGCUACUAGAAGCUUCCAGUUGGAACGGACUUCAUUACACUCACAUUCCCUAUAAAUCAUUUAGUGGUUCACAUAAUCCGUUACUAACAAAAUCAGCUGUUAAAAAGUCAGAUACAUCACCUGCACCGCAAAGUGUUUGGGGUUCAAAGAAAACUAAACGUAAAGUGAGGUUACAAACGUUUAAUCCAAUGAGUAAUCCAGAAAUAGAAGUGCAAUUGGCACCAUUGCGUCAAAAGGUGCUCGAACAAGGUAAUCUGGUACGCGAACUGAAAGCGAAAGGUGCACCUGAAUUAGAUGUAAAAAAAGCCGUUGCUGAACUUAAAAUACGUAAGAAAACUUUGGAAGAUCGUGAAUUGGAACUAACACCAAAUGUAGUUACUUUUGAUCGUUCGAAAAUGGAAGAUUUACUGAAGCGGCGCUUCUUUUAUGAUCAAAGUUUUGCAAUUUACGGUGGCAUAACUGGUCAAUAUGAUUUUGGUCCUAUGGGUUGUGCUUUAAAAUCCAAUAUAUUAAGUUUAUGGAGACAAUUUUUCAGUUUAGAAGAGCAAAUGCUUGAAGUUGAUUGCUCAAUUCUCACACCUGAACCUGUUCUAAAAGCAUCUGGACAUGUUGAUCGUUUUGCAGAUUUAAUGGUGAAGGAUACUAAAACCGGAGAAUGCUUUCGUCUAGAUCAUUUAAUUAAGAAUGCACUGGAGAAGUUAUCAAAAGAGAAGAACGCGACUGCGGAACUGAAAGCUGAAUGUGAAGAUAGCGUCAUAAAAUUAGAUGGCAUGAACAAGGAGGAAAUGGCUGCAGUGCUACAAAAAUACAACAUGAAAUCACCGCUCACUGGAAAUGAUUUGACAGAACCAAUUGAGUUUAACUUAAUGUUUGCCACACAAAUUGGUCCUACAGGUUUAGUUAAAGGUUUCUUAAGACCAGAAACGGCGCAAGGUAUUUUUGUGAACUUCAAACGACUACUGGAAUUCAACCAAGGCAAAUUGCCUUUUGCUGUGGCACAAAUAGGUAAUUCAUUCCGUAAUGAAAUUUCCCCACGUUCCGGUUUAAUACGUGUACGUGAAUUUACCAUGGCUGAAAUCGAACAUUUCUGUGAUCCAACACAAAAGGAUCAUCCUAAAUUUGAGAAUGUAAGCUCGACGCUAAUGACGCUUUACUCUGCCUGCAAUCAAAUGGACGGCAAAUCUGCGCAGCAGUUAACAAUAGGCGAAGCCGUGAAAAGUGGACUUGUGGCUAACGAAACGCUCGGUUACUACAUGGCACGUAUACAUCAAUUUGCUGUAGCGAUUGGCAUUAAGCAAGAGUGCAUGCGAUUCCGUCAGCAUAUGAACAAUGAAAUGGCGCAUUACGCUUGUGACUGCUGGGAUGCCGAAUUUCUUACAAGUUAUGGUUGGGUAGAGUGCGUUGGUUGCGCUGAUCGUUCCGCUUACGACUUGAGUCAGCACAUGGCCGCCACAGGUGUACGUUUGGUAGCAGAAAAACGCUUGCCUGCACCGAAAACUAUUGAAGUUUCCGAAAUUGUAGCCAACAAACAAGCGCUAGGCAAAACAUUCAAAAAGGAUGCCAAGCUAAUUACUGACGCCUUAGCUAAGUUAACAUUAGAUGAUAUUAAAACUGUCGAACAGGAUUUGACCACAAAGAACGAAUAUGUGCUGAACGUAGCAUCAGCGAAUGAAUUCAAACUUACGCCAGACACAAUCAGCGUGAAGCAUACCACAAAAACUGUGCACGUUGAGGAAAUCAUACCUAGUGUGGUGGAACCAUCUUUUGGUAUUGGACGUAUUAUGUAUGCACUCUUGGAACAAAAUUUCCAAUGCCGUGAGGGUGAUGAACAGCGUUGUUACUUUACACUGCCUUCUGUGAUUGCGCCACUGAAAUGCUCAAUUUUGCCUCUAUCGAAUAAUGCAGAAUUCAAUCCCUUUAUACGACAACUCUCAGCCAGUUUAACAAAAGCAGAGCUUUCACACAAAGUUGAUGAUUCAAGUGGUUCAAUAGGACGUCGGUACGCACGUACUGAUGAAAUUGCGAUACCAUUUGGUAUUACAAUUGAUUUCGACACGUUGAAGGCUCCACAUACUGUUACUCUAAGAGAUCGUAACACCAUGAAGCAGGUACGCAUCAGUAUUGAUGAAGUUAUAGAUGUCGUUAAGGAUUUGUCCACUGGUAAAGUGCAGUGGAGCGAAAUUUUGGAGAAAUUCCCAGUAUUCGAACAACAGGAAGCGACCAAAUAAGCACAUUCUCGAAAUUUUUAAAAAAUCUCUUGAUAUAAAAGCAAGACAGAGCCAUAAAAGUUCGAUUUUAUAAAGGAAAAAAUACAGAAAAAGCAUAUAUGAAACAAAAUUGGUAAAAAGCAACGCAAGACAUUUCACCACAAAACAUUUUGUU